CAGACCGAUCGCAAACCACAGCCAUGUACAAACUGGUUCUCCUGCCCCUCUUCUUCGCCGCUGCAUCGGCUGGCUACAUCGGCGCACCCGCCUUCGCAUCCUACGCCGCCGCUCCCGCACUUGCAGCAGCCCCCGUAGCCUAUGCCGCCCCUGUAGCCUACGCUGCUGCCCCAGCUGUAGUCAAGACCGCUGUCGCCGCCCCCGUUGCCACAUCUUACGCUAACACCUACAAGGUUUCCGUCAGGACUCCCGUCGUAGCUGCAGCCGCCCCCGUGGCUUACGCGGCUCCUGCUGCUAUUGCCGCCCCAGCUCUUCUCAAGGCUCCCGUGGCUUACGCUGCUCCCGCUCCGUUGGCUUACGCCGCCCCCGCUGUGGUCAAGUCUGCAGUUGUUGGUGCCGCACCCUUGGGCUAUGCCGCCUCCCUCGGCUAUGCGUCGCCCUACGCUUAUGGAAUUGCUCACUAAGAAAUGAUCAUAUACUGGAUGUGUAUCAAACGUGUACAUACUUCUGAUAUUUAUCAUUUUGUACAUCCCUGUGACA
This is a messenger RNA of Cryptotermes secundus, 540 nucleotides long. RefSeq names its product cuticle protein 38. The coding region runs from base 24 to 464 and encodes 146 amino acids. The record is from RefSeq and is a predicted model, not a curated record. Lineage: Eukaryota; Metazoa; Arthropoda; Insecta; Blattodea; Kalotermitidae. The transcript has 2 exons.